GGUAUUCCUGUUGCACGAGAGUUUACCUCCCAUGCUUGGCUAAGUCCUCAAGCGCGCAUAUGAACAUCUCAAAGAACCGCACUACGAGAAAAAUUCUAUAAGAUUAUAAUGAUUUUAUACUAAUAUUUGCCUAAAUAUUUUGACAAAUAUUUAUGUGAUUCCUUCAAUGUUUUUCGUUAUCAGUGGUGGAUAUUGAUAAAAUUAGAUUUUUUGAGCACUUAUCAAAAUUAAACCAAAAUUUAAAUUUUUGUUGUUGAUAGUUUUGGAAAUCGGUUGCCAAACUCAGAAAAGUUCGUUCAAUCCGUCUGUUUGGUUUAGCCGAACCAAAUGGCGGGCCUAAGGCUGAGAUGGUUCCCCUAGCCAAACUCAAUGCCUCUAUAUACUCUAUGGAGUUUGUGCAAUUGCCUUCGAUUUUUGAACCAUUCGCAUCCACUAACGAAAACUAUGCUUUCUCCGGCGAGUGUCCGGCGAGCUAUUGGAGUCUCAGCCACCAUCCAUCGUCUUCUCGAAAGCUCUCAAUCCGCCAUGGCUUUCUCAGAAGCUGUUUUUGACUAGUAAUGGAACCAAACUCAUCUAGGGAAGAUUUGGUCAUCAAGGCAAGAAAGCCAUAUACAAUUACCAAGCAGCGAGAGCGAUGGACACAUGAGGAGCAUAAUAAGUUUCUUGAAGCCCUGAAGCUCUAUGGCCGAGCAUGGCAGCGCAUUGAAGAACAUAUUGGAACAAAGACUGCUGUGCAGAUCAGGAGUCAUGCUCAGAAAUUCUUUUCAAAGCUGGAGAAGGAGGCACACGUUAAUGGUGUUCCCAUAGGACAAUCAAUUGGCAUUGAUAUUCCGCCUCCGCGUCCCAAAAGAAAACCAAGCAAUCCUUAUCCUCGAAAGUCUUGUUCAGCUGCAUCGACAUGUGCCACAUUGCAUGUGGGAGCAAAGGUUGGAAAACUUUUGUCAUCAGCAUCUUCUUCACGCUAUAAACAAGUAGUCGACUUGGAGAAAGAACCACUUCAUGAGAGACCUUUUGGAGAAGAAAAGGCAAAUAAUGCAGAAAAUCAGGUAGCCAAUUGCGCAGAAGUCUUCACCUUGCUCCAAGAUGAUCAUUGCUCCUCUGUUUCUUCUGCAAACAAUAAUGCCAUACCCUCACAGGUAGCACUCGGAAAUGCUUGCACUUUUAGGGAUGCAACAAAUGAAUCUCAUGUCACUAUUAAACUUAAAGGAAAUCAGAAUUUGAAGAAAAUUGAUGCCAAAAUGAUAGUUGGCGAUACUGGCACAAGUGGAGCUCCAAAUUUGGGGAACACUAAUAAUGCUUUUCAAAAGGAGUUGGUUCAAGGUGAGAAAUUUUCAAGUAUUACUGUGUCUUCUCUGUUACAAAAUCCUGCAGCCCAUUCUGCGGCUAGCUCUACAGCUGCAUUUUGGCCUUAUGCAAAUGUGAAAAAUAGGGAAGACCCCCCAAGUAUGGCAGCAAUUGCUGCUGCCACUGUAACUGCUGCAACUGCUUGGUGGGCAGUCCAUAGACUGCUUCCUCUUCAAACUGAUUUUAGCUGUUCUCCCAUCUCUAUGACCGGGGUUCCAGUUCCAUCAAUGGAUACUGGUCAAGCUCCUCCAGCCAAGAGAGAGAGAGGAGAGAGUUCUCUUCAAAUUCCUUCCUUGCAGGAUCAACAAUUGGACUCAAAACACACGGAAGCUGUGGAAGCUCAACAUUCAAACAUUGCAAAGGCUAAUACUGAUGAUGAGAAGGACGUUGCGUCAACUGAAGAAGUUCAUGAUUCAAACCAUGCAAGGAUAAGAAAAAAGCAGGUUGACCGUUCCUCGUAUGGUUCCAACACACCAUGCGACAGCGAAGACGAGACAGCUGCAAUAGAGAAGAAUGAGAAAGGGAAGGAAGAACUAAAAGAGCCUAAUACAAGUCACCCAGCUGCUGAGUAUAGUCAACGUCGCAGUAGAUGUGUCAGCAACAUGUAUGAUUCAUGGAAAGAGGUCUCUGAAGAGGGGCGCCUGGCCUUUCGUGCACUAUUCUCAAGAGAUGUAUUACCCCAGAGUUUUUCACUUACACAGGACCUCAAGAUUAAGGGGCAUCAGAAUGACGGUAUGGAAGACUGAAAGAAAAGUUGAAACGUAAAUUACUCAAAAAAAAGAAAAAAAAGUUGAAAAACGUUUCAACGUUGUUGAAUGGGACCUGACUUUUCACCAUAUACUAACCAUCUAGAAAAGCUAAUGUUCUAGUAGUGCUACAUCAGCAAUGUUGAAAUUUGGUUUAUCUUGAAACCAAAAGUUAAAGCUUGACCUUUUAUGAGAUAUUGGAGAACAUAAAAGUGGAAUUCGAUUCCCGCGGAUGUCAUAGUCCUCCAAUUUCUUGGCGAAUUUUCACACCUUCUUUAUCAAGUUGGUAGGCUGAUGCCAUGGACUAUUUGAAGCAGCUGAAUUGAAUUUUCUUUUUACUAUUUUUAGAUGCUUCUAAAAUAAUUUGGGUCAAAAAGUGAGAGCGUACUUAUGCGGUCGAAAUGUAGAAUAGGUGGAGGAAGUGUAAAGUGUUUUAAAACAGGAUGUUUUUUUUGGUCAAAUAAAAUAACACAUGAAGUUGAGACA
Prunus avium (sweet cherry) is the source of this 2576-nucleotide messenger RNA. Its product is annotated as protein LATE ELONGATED HYPOCOTYL-like. Gene Ontology annotation, molecular function: DNA binding. Lineage: Eukaryota; Viridiplantae; Streptophyta; Magnoliopsida; Rosales; Rosaceae. The record is from RefSeq and is a predicted model, not a curated record.